AUGGACCUGCUCCAGGACAUCCAGGUCUACAUCCCGCGGGAGGCUGAGGUGCGGACUCUGCCUCUGCUCUCGCUCUCGGCCUCAGUGCGCAUGAAGAUGGGUCUCUCUUCUGGUCUGGGUCUUCAGCCCGAGUCCCCCGCGGGUCUUCAGCCCGAGUCCCCCGCGGGUCUUCAGCCCGAGUCCCUGUGUGUGAGCAUCUGUCCUGUGGUCUUCCAGAGGAAAGGUCGCAGAGACCAGGGCCAGACCAAAGACCAGGUGCUGAGUCUGCUGGCCAGGAACCAGGGAACCUGUCCUGUCCUGCAGAGAGGUUAUGGUGAGUCUAAGAUGUCGUUCGUCACCGCUCACCGCACAGCGUACUCUGUGCUGAAACGGACUCUGCCUCAUGACACAGACACACAGCUCUGCACCACCACCAUCACACCAGAGGGGGCGCUGUCACACAGAGACCAGGACUGUGUCAUCAUCCACCAGGGACGAGUCUUCCUGUCCGUGAAGAGAGGGAAGAGGUCCGGCUCGGGCAGAGCGGAGCCAGUCGGCAACAAGCGCAAGAGGAGACCUGACUCUGCAUCUGAAGCCAAACCCGUGUCCCGAGCCAGACCAGGGGCCACUCCCAGUCCGAGUGUGGGGGCCAAAGGGGCACUGCAGGACCUGUGUGACCAAGAAACCAGCGUGAGAGACAACCAGCAGACCUCACCUGCUCUAGGGUCCACACAGAGCCACAACACUGCUCUAGGGUCCACACAGAGCCACAACACUGCUCUAGGGUCCACACAGAGCCACAACACUGCUCUAGGGUCCACACAGAGCCACAACACUGCUCUAGGGUCCACUGCUCUAGGGUCCACACAGAGCCACAACACUGCUCUAGGGUCCACACAGAGCCACAACACUGCUCUAGGGUCCACACAGAGCCACAACACUGCUCUAGGGUCCACACAGAGCCACAACACUGCUCUAGGGUCCACACAGAGCCACAACACUGCUCUAGGGUCCACACAGAGCCACAACACUGCUCUAGGGUCCACACAGAGCCACAACACUGCUCUAGGGUCCACACAGAGCCACAACACUGCUCUAGGGUCCACACAGAGCCACAACACUGCUCUAGGGUCCACACAGAGCCACAACACUGCUCUAGGGUCCACACAGAGCCACAGUGCUGCUCUAGGGUCCACACAGAGCCGCAACACUGCUCUAGGGUCCACACAGAGCCGCAACACUGCUCUAGUGUCCACACAGAGCCACAACACUGCUCUAGGGUCUGCUCUAGGAUCCACACAGGGCCGCAACACUGCUCUAGGCUCUGCUCUAGGAUCCACACAGAGUCACAACAUUUCUCUAGGGUCUGCUCUAGGGUCCACUCAGAGCCACAACACUGCUCUAGGGUCCACACAGAGCCACAACACUGCUCUAGGGUCCACACAGAGCCACAGUGCUGCUCUAGGGUCCACACAGAGCCGCAACACUGCUCUAGUGUCCACACAGAGCCACAACACUGCUCUAGGAUCCACACAGGGCCGCAACACUGCUCUAGGCUCUGCUCUAGGAUCCACACAGAGUCACAACAUUUCUCUAGGGUCUGCUCUAGGGUCCACUCAGAGUCAAAACUCAACUGUAGAGUCCAGCCAGAUCUUUGACGAGCACUCGGAGCCGCUGGAGUACUUCCCAGACUCGGAACCUUUCCCCUCCCCCAGGACCCCCGUCAGCCUGGGGCCCUCAGAGCCCUGGAACCCGCCCGGUCUCGGCGCCUCGGAGCCGGAACCGGAGUAUGACUUUGAGGAGCUGGCGUGUCGGGAGAGGAUCGCAGUGAUGAAGGCCCAGCUACUGCAGUGA
Molecule: messenger RNA, 1833 nt
Organism: Knipowitschia caucasica
Lineage: Eukaryota; Metazoa; Chordata; Actinopteri; Gobiiformes; Gobiidae
Source: the annotation of a GenBank genome assembly